Molecule: messenger RNA, 2151 nt
Organism: Corythoichthys intestinalis (scribbled pipefish)
Lineage: Eukaryota; Metazoa; Chordata; Actinopteri; Syngnathiformes; Syngnathidae
Gene: mpc1
Product: mitochondrial pyruvate carrier 1
Exons: 4
Coding region: 1367-1564 (65 amino acids)
Biological process (GO): pyruvate import into mitochondria
Cellular component (GO): mitochondrial inner membrane
Source: RefSeq, a predicted model, not a curated record
GGAGGGGCAGGGCCAUGGAGUUUGUAGUUGAUUCUUAGUUUGACUGUGAGCCACUGAAGUUGACAGAGGAUGGGGGUGAUGUGGUGUGUGGUUGGUGUCCGAGUGAUGAGGUGUGCUGCUGAGUUUUGGAGGGGCUGCAGUUUCUGGACGGACUUGUUUGGGAGACCGAAGAGCAGUGAGUUACAUUAAUUGAGCCGGGAAGUGACUAGACUACAGACAAGAGUGGAAGUGGUAUGGCGGGUGAGAGAAAGGAGGAGACGAGAAAUAUUGUGAAGGUGGAAGUAGGCUGAUCUGGUGCUGUCGUUGAUAUAGGAGCUGAAGGAAAGUUGGUGUCACGGAUGACACCCACUCUUAACCUGAGUAGAGGAAGACAUCGGUACAUUGUUGAUGGUAGCAGAGAAGUUAUUGUCAUUAGAGAGCGUGACGUUGUUGCCUACAGGGAGGACUUCAGAUUUUGAGCUGUUGAGGAGGAGGAAGUUAGAGGAGAACCAAGAGUAAAUGUCUUCUGAAAAGAGGGUGAAGGUGGAAGGAAAGAGAUUGGUUUUGAGGAAAUGUAGAACUGGGUCUCAUCCGCGUCGUAGUGAAAGUGAAUGUUGCGUUUGCGGAAGAUGGAACCGAGGGGGAGAAUGUCAAUAAUGAAGAAGAGACAGGGAGGGAUUUGGAUUUGUGGGGGCCGAAUUUGGCAAAUUGUGUGCGGUCAGACAGGUAGGAAGUGAACCAAGAAUGGGGUGUGAAUGAUUAAAUUUAGAAAUCUUUAGACAUCAGAACAAUUUUCUGGACCAAUUAAACAUUUUUCUGUUUUGACUUGCAAGUAAAAAAUGAAGUUUCGAGUUUUGGGGGGUGGCAGCAAACUUAAUAAAUCAUGAGCGUGCUAACAAUUUAUUAAAUUGAUAAAGUCACCAGUGUUUUUUUUUCAUGCAGUGGGACUUGAACUGUUUUUGUGUUUUUUUUUUUUUUCCUUCCAUGCAGUGGGACUUGAACCGUGACCCUUUGGUUCCAAAGUCCUAAACCCGUUGUGAAGAAUGUUUGACAUCUCUUUGCUCAUUUUUUUCAAACACAAACUGCAAUGUCAUGGUAAAAAUGUAGAUAAUGUGUACGAAGUUACACAUCCUACACAACGAAGGAUGCUUCAAAGCAGGAAAUCAUAUUGUUUUAACCUUAGUGAUGUGAUUCAUAUCUACAACCACAGAAUACUUAAUAUGGAACAUACUUAAUAUAUGACUUAUUCAACAUUUGUCUGACUUUUUUUCCCGUUUUUUUCCCCCUCCUCUUCCUCGCUGUUCUGGUGAUUGGAAAAAAAAUCUUCAGCACACAUUUUUGGGGUCCAGUAGCAAACUGGGGCCUCCCCAUAGCUGCUUUCAGUGACAUGAAAAAGAGUCCCGAGAUUAUCAGUGGCAGGAUGACCUUUGCUCUGUGUUGUUACUCUCUGCUGUUCAUGCGUUUUGCCUACAAAGUGCAACCCCGCAACUGGCUGCUGUUUGCUUGCCAUUUGACCAACGAGUCUGCACAGCUGGUUCAGGGUGGUCGGCUCAUUAAGUACAACCUAGAGAAGAAGACAUCUUAGUGGCAAAAUGAAGUCUUUCCUGUUCCACCAUCCAGUUGAAAGGAGCCACACAGACGUGUGCAUUUAUCUAAUCACAGAAGCUGUGUGUCUUGCCCCUCUUAACAAUGAUUGAGUUCAACUAAUUUAUGGUCAUCUUUUACAAAAGACUUGUUCCUUAAUUUUACUGAUUGGAUUCAUAUUUCCACUGUACCUUGAGUGAAUGUAUGUAUGUUCAAUUCACUUUGCACUUGAGAUUUAUCCCAAUCAAGGUUGAUUGGACAGAAUUUAAAGUGCUUUCACCAUCUUAUGAUAUUUCACUGGAAACUAAAGUUAUGUAUAGUAUCACCAUUUGACGGAAUUAACACUUAAAGCAAUAAUGACUGUUACUCCUGAAGCUAAAAUACAAUACAGUUCAGUUGAAUGUGGCAAAAUGAAGCUGCCUGGACACUAUUCAUCCAAAUUUUAGUCUCACGUCUGUUCCUGCUGACUGAUUUUGCACAGUGUUUGACUUUGCCAUUCUAUAAUUUAUUGUCUAAUUGAAUCACAAUUUCCCUCUAUUGAUCUGAUUCUUGGGUUUGUAAAAUAAAAAAAGCUGAAAACAACUUUAA